AUGCCAUAUUAUGCAGUUGCCAAAGGUCGUCUGACCGGGGUAUACUCAAAUUGGUCUGACUGUAAGUCCAAUGUCAAUGGGUACUCAGGUGCUCGAUACAAGAAGUUCAAUACUCUUUCUGAAGCCACUCAAUUUGCCCAAUCAGGCUCUUCAAAUUCCUCUAGAUCUAGUACGAACACCUCCAGUUCUGAUAAUUUGAAUUAUCACAGUUCCAGAACUUCUGGUGGAAUUCAUAAACCAUCUACGGUUCACUCAGCCACACAGAUCCCUUCCUUGAACUCUAGUGUUCCCCGUGCCAGCUCGACCCGGUCUAACCAUCAAAAAAUCUAUGUUGAUGGUGCUUCCAGAGGUAAUGGUAAGAGUGGAAUUCCGAAGCUGGGAUACGGUGUCUAUUACGGUCCAGGUGACAGUAGAAACGCUGCUGUUCCCCUUUCCGAUGUAGAUGAUGUCCGGAGAGUCAAGCCAACAAACCAGCGAGCCGAGCUUCACGGCUUACGUCACUCGCUCAGAGAUAUCUACGACGAUGUGAAGAAGAAUCCAGGAAGCGACAAGCUGUAUGAGAUCUUGACCGAUUCUUCGUAUGGCAAGAAUGCGAUUGAUUCCUGGAGCAAGAAGUGGAAAACAAAUGGAUGGAAGUCGAGCACUGGUCAAGAGAUUGCAAACCGUGACUUGAUUGAAGAAUCUGUGGCAUUGUAUGAUGAAAUCAACGCCUCGCUGAAGGUUCAAUUGACCCAUGUGCCUGGCCAUAGGGGAAUUCCUGGAAACGAGGCUGCAGACCAACUUGCAAACAGAGGUGCCGACCAAAUGUGA
This is a messenger RNA of Sungouiella intermedia, 810 nucleotides long. The record is from the annotation of a GenBank genome assembly. NCBI's taxonomy places the organism in Eukaryota, Fungi, Ascomycota, Pichiomycetes, Serinales, Metschnikowiaceae.